CUGGGCCGCAGGGGUGGGACCGCCGCCUUCAACUGUUGGCCGGGCCUGCGGGGCUAUGGGCCGGGUCGGGCUGGGCCGGGCUAGGCCUGGGCGGGGCCACAAGAUCCGGGCUGAGUUUUAGUCCGCCUCGUUGCCGUUAUGGCGGGCUCCCUGCUUCCACAGCAGCUCUUCCUCCAGGGCGUGGCCGCCGUCUUCUUGUUCGCCUUCGCUUCCCUCUAUACGCAGAUCCCAGGCCUCUAUGGCCCCGAAGGCAUCCUGCCAGCGCGGAGGAUGCUGCGGCCCCAGGGAAAGGGGCGCUGGCAACAACUGUGGGAGACCCCGACGCUGCUAUGGGAAGCGCCGAGGCUGGGACUGGACACAGCCCAGGGCCUAGAGCUGCUGAGCUUGCUGGGCACAGUGCUGGCCCUAGGUCCACUGCUCCUCCGCCGGCUACGCCACCCCCUCGUUUACUUGCUUCUCUGGGCUGCCUACCUGUCAGCGUGCCAGGUGGGCCAGGUGUUCCUCUACUUCCAGUGGGAUUCCCUGCUCCUGGAGACAGGCUUUCUGGCUGUGCUGGUAGCCCCGCUAAGGCAGUUCUCCAGCCCAAAGCAGACUCCCCAGGGGCCACUGGUAGGGGCUUCCGCCUGUAAGCACCUGACCUUCUGGCUGGUGCGCUGGCUGCUGUUUCGCCUCAUGUUUGCCUCAGGUGUAGUCAAACUGACCAGCCGCUGUCCUGCAUGGUGGGGACUCACUGCCCUCACUUACCACUAUGAGACACAGUGUCUGCCCACACCCGCUGCCUGGUUUGCACACCACCUGCCCAUCUGGCUGCACAAGCUCAGCGUGGUGGCUACUUUCCUCAUCGAGAUCGCAGUGCCCCUCCUGUUCUUUGCCCCUAUUCGCCGCCUGCGUUUGGCCGCCUUUUAUACUCAGGUGCUGCUACAAGUUCUGAUCAUUAUCACUGGCAACUACAAUUUCUUCAACCUACUCACCCUGGUGCUCACCACCGCCCUCCUGGAUGACCAGCAUCUGGCUGCUGAGCCUGGGCUCAGCCUCCCCAGGAAGAUGCCCACCUCCUGGCACAGGGUCCUGCUGGGCAAACUGUCCCUGCUGCUAGAACUGGCCACCUAUGCGACACUGGCCUAUGGCACUGCGUACUACUUUGGCCUGGAAGUUGACUGGCAGCAGCAUGUGAUCCACUCCAGAAUCACCUUCACCUUCCACCAGUUCUCCCAGUGGCUGAAGAUGGUGACACUCCCCACUAUGUGGCUAGGCGCAGCCUCUCUGACCUGGGAGCUGCUGUCUGCCCUCUGGAGGUGGGCACAGAUUCGGGGAUGGCUGCAGAAGUUCUAUACUGCAAUCCAGCUUUCCAUCUUGGGUGCUUCCACAGUGGCCCUGUUCCUGAUUAGCCUGGUGCCCUACUCCUACGUGGAGCCUGGGACCCAUGGGCUUCUCUGGACUAAGGCUCACCACCUGUUUGGCACAGUGGAGCACCUGCAGCUGGCCAACUCGUACGGCCUGUUCCGUCGGAUGACCGGUCUGGGUGGGCGCCCUGAGGUGGUGCUGGAAGGCAGCUAUGAUGGACACCACUGGACAGAGAUUGAGUUCAUGUACAAACCUGGAAACGUGAGCCGCCCACCCCCCAUCGUGGUACCCCACCAGCCACGCCUCGACUGGCAAAUGUGGUUUGCAGCCCUGGGCCCACAUACACACAGCCCUUGGUUCACCAGCCUGGUGCUCCGCCUGCUGCAGGGCAAGGAGCCAGUGAUCCGCCUGAUCCAGAAUGACGCUGCCCAGUACCCCUUUAACAAGCAGCCACCCACCUACAUCCGUGCCCAGCGCUACAAAUACUGGUUCUCUCAGCCUGGAGAGCAGGGCCGGUGGUGGCGCCGCCAGUGGGUAGAAGAAUUCUUCCCACCUGUGUCACUGGGAGAUCCCAUCCUAGAGAUGCUGCUGCAGCAGUUUGGGCUUAAGGACAAGUCUCCACCCCGGCCCCACAGCCCUACCCAUGCACUGGCCCGGGCCCUUCACUGGAUACGAAUCCAGCUAUCUCCCCUGGAGCCCCCCAACCUACUCUGGGGGCUCCUGGGAGCUGUGGGUGCCGUGAGAGUUGUGCAAGCCCUGCUGGCCUCUUGGUUGCCCCAGUCUUCCCCCCCAGCCAGAGAAGAAAAUCACAAACUGAUCUCCAAAAAGGAGUCAAGAACUGCAUCCAGACAAGCCGUGCCCACCCCCAACAACUGCAGCAGUGGCUCCCGGACCUCCCGGAGGAAAAAGUAGCUUUGUGUUCUGUCAUGUGUCCCUGGAGGGUCAGGUACCUACUAAGCUCUGACAUGCAAUGGGACAUGGUCCUGCCACUGUGCCUUAGCCAAUCCUGCCAGGACCCACACAGGCUGGUAUACUGUUCACUGAAGGUGCUGCGUGCUGCCUAAGAUUACUGGUCCCCUUACAUCCACUGCCCCCACUGCCUCAGCAUUGACCCAGGAGGUGGCCCAAGGCCCAGCUCAGGAUCCUUGCUGGAAUAUCAUCCCAGUCAUGGGAAGCUUGUCCUCUGCCCCAGGAUGUAGAGGUCUGAGUGUGGAGUCCCUAACCGCAGCCUUUAUCUGGAAGGCAUAAGGGGCUCACUGAGGACAGCAGAGAAGUUGUCACCUGUAUUGUCAUCUCCAUCCACUGACCCACCUUUUGGAUCCAGGCAUCAAUAAAAGCACCCUUGGAGCUUG
Messenger RNA from Cavia porcellus (domestic guinea pig), 2696 nucleotides. RefSeq names its product lipase maturation factor 2 (gene Lmf2). The transcript is spliced from 14 exons. Bases 139 to 2256 code for a protein of 705 amino acids. Gene Ontology annotation, biological process: protein maturation. The record is from RefSeq and is a predicted model, not a curated record. Gene Ontology annotation, cellular component: endoplasmic reticulum membrane. NCBI's taxonomy places the organism in Eukaryota, Metazoa, Chordata, Mammalia, Rodentia, Caviidae.